Nomia melanderi (Alkali bee) is the source of this 2470-nucleotide messenger RNA. Lineage: Eukaryota; Metazoa; Arthropoda; Insecta; Hymenoptera; Halictidae. The record is from RefSeq and is a predicted model, not a curated record.
UUGUCAAGUGUGGAUAUGCAGGAGCAAACUUUCCAGCGCAUAUAUUUCCAUCAAUAGUUGGACGUCCAAUAAUCAGAGCAGUCAAUAAGAUAGGAGACAUAGACGUCAAGCAAGAAUAUUGUAUUCGUGAUUUAAUGGUUGGAGAUGAAGCAAGCAAACUUCGAUCUAUGUUAGAAAUUAGUUACCCGAUGCAAAAUGGAAUUGUUAGAAACUGGGAAGAUAUGUGUCAUGUGUGGGACUAUACAUUUGGAAAAGAGAAAAUGAACAUCAAUCCUAAAGAAUGUAAGAUCUUGUUAACAGAACCACCAAUGAAUCCUAUUACGAAUAGGGAGAAAAUGAUUGAGGUAAUGUUUGAAAAAUAUGGCUUUGCUGGAACGUACAUUGCAAUUCAAGCAGUACUUACAUUAUAUGCUCAAGGAUUGAUUAGCGGUGUUGUAGUAGAUUCCGGAGAUGGAGUCACUCAUAUUUGUCCUGUGUUCGAAGAACGUGCUUUACCUCAUCUUACUCGACGACUAGAUAUAGCUGGUCGAGAUAUCACAAUGCAUUUAAUAAAACUUCUUUUAUUACGUGGUUAUGCAUUUAAUCAUUCAGCUGACUUUGAAACAGUUAGGAUGAUGAAAGAAAAGUUAUGUUAUAUUGGAUAUAAUAUCGAAACUGAGGAGAAAUUAGCACUCGAGACGACAGUCUUAGUCGAGUCUUAUACCCUUCCUGACGGAAGAGUAAUAAAAGUAGGCGGUGAAAGAUUUGCAGCGCCAGAAGCAUUAUUUCAACCACAUUUAAUCAAUGUUGAAGCGCAAGGAAUAGCUGAAUUAGUAUUUAGUACUAUACAAGGAGCUGCUAUUGAUAUAAGGAGUGAAUUAUACAAACAUAUUGUUUUAAGUGGUGGUAGUACAAUGUAUCCUGGUCUUCCAUCUAGACUUGAAAGAGAAAUUAAGCAGCUUUAUCUACAAAGAGUAUUAAAGAACGAUACUUCAAAAUUAAAUAAAUUCAAGAUAAAAAUUGAAGAUUCUCCAAGGCGUAAAGAUAUGGUUUUCAUGGGCGGUGCAGUAUUAGCAGAAAUAACAAAAGAUCGGGACGCAGUGUGGAUAACUAAGGAAGAAUAUGAGGAAAAAGGUCUUAGUGUAUUAAAGAAAUUACGCUCUUAUAAAUAAUAAAGAAAAUAGUAAUUGAAAUAUAGAAAACAAAUACACAUUUUUUAUAUCCGAAGUCACUUAAAAAGUAUUUGCAGUUUUUGUAUUUUGCUUUCACUACUGAUUUAUGCAAACUUAUUGUCUUAAACUUGUACAAGUGACAAACAUAAUUGAGAAUUCUUAAAAAUAUUAAAAUUUCUAAUCGGACUUAAUUUCAUUUUAUAUACACUAACAUACAAUUCUAUUACAUUUGAAAUUGAUAAGUAUAUAUUUAUAUAUUUGCCAUGAUGAAUAGCACAUUUGUAGAUUAUAUACAUUGUAAAUAUGAUUGUCACAAACACUCACUUUCUUUUUUAUCAAACUGAAAUGAACUUUGACUGUCCAUGGAUAUACGUUGUGCAUUGCAAUCAAUGUAUAUCUAUUUUUUUUUAAAUUCACAGCGGUUUUUAUGAAAUUCAAUGUAUUGUAUGUAUAAUCACGUUAGAAAACAAUUGAUUAAUAUAAUGGCUAAAAUUAAGUAAUUAAAAUUGUAAAUAUUAUAUUAUAAUAAAAAUAUAAAAUUCUACUUUUAUGUGUAAAAUACAGAACUGGAAUAACUAAAUGCAUUUAUUACACUGUAUUUGUUUUUAUAAGAUUUUAAUGAUUUUAGUUUUCAAUUAAAUAUACAUUUCUAAACAUGUGCAUAUGUUGAUCUUAAAUUUUGGCCAUUAUUGUAAUUCAUAAUAAUUAGUUUAUAAGAAGUCAAAAACACAAUAUAUAUCUUUACAUCAGGACUCCAUAAUUGGAACAAGAAAUUUUGUUUGAAUUUAAGUUAAAUUUUAUCACACAUCAUUUUUUAAAAAUGUAUUUAAAAACAUGUAGUACAUAGUACAUUUAAAUAAUUCAAAGUUGUCAAAAAAAACAUAAACUUCAAUUAACUCAAGUUAAAUAGAGGGUAUGAGGUAAAACUAUUUUGUACGAUGUACAUACAUGAUAUAGAAUAGUUUUAUAAUUUUAGUUAAAUAAUUUAUAGAAAUAAAUUUAUUUCUUAUGAAACCUUUUCCUUAAUUUGGUUUAACAACCUGUACAUAUAUAAUUAUUAAGAUUGUAUAAACUACGAGUUUUUCCUACUUAAUAUAUUUAAGUCAAGAAAUUUUAUUGAGAUCAUGAUAUAAAUGCCAUGUUAAAAAAUUGGAUAAAAGUAAAAGAUACAAUAUGAUUAAGACAAAUCUACAACAGUCUUUAUUAUGUUUCUCCAUUUGACCUUUAAAUUGUGUAUCAUUGUACACAUUUUUAUGUAUAAAUAAAAAUAACAAUAUAAUUUGUAUUAUACAGUUUCGUAUUUAAUUUGAUAUAUAAUG